This is a messenger RNA of Coccinella septempunctata (seven-spotted ladybird), 2051 nucleotides long. It is a transcript of the gene Dnai2, whose product is annotated as dynein intermediate chain 3, ciliary. Gene Ontology annotation, molecular function: dynein light chain binding; dynein heavy chain binding. Gene Ontology annotation, biological process: cilium movement; outer dynein arm assembly. The record is from RefSeq and is a predicted model, not a curated record. NCBI's taxonomy places the organism in Eukaryota, Metazoa, Arthropoda, Insecta, Coleoptera, Coccinellidae. Gene Ontology annotation, cellular component: outer dynein arm. The transcript is spliced from 7 exons. The coding region runs from base 116 to 1984 and encodes 622 amino acids.
GUAUGUUGUCACAGCAAUUCUAUUGAUCAAUCUUUCACAAUAAUCUUCUCGCAGCUGUCAAACUUACAUUUGAAUUACAUUGCUAUUAGAACUUUGUCAGAUCAUGGACUGAAAUAUGGAGGUGCAAUACGUUUAUCAGAAGAAAAGGGCUGAAUUUGGUAGGCAAUGUUUGUUUUCGGACAAAGGACCCGAGCUUAUCGACAAUUUCCCACCGGAUCGCAAUUUACUUCGAGAAUAUCUCUUGAGAGAUCCAGUAAACAAAUCCCAACAGGGUGUUCCACAAUUCGCAGCUCAUGAGCUCAAUACCACAAGAGCCGAAUUUACCAAUGGCCUUAUGAACCACGUGGAAGGCGGCUGGCCAAAGGAUGUCAAUCUUGCCGACGAAGAACAGACCAAAAGGUACAGGCGAAAGGUGGAAAAAGAAGAGAACUACGCCCAUACCCUCAUGGGUCUUUGCAAGAGCAUGGAGAACUGCGUCCUUCAGAACAACGCCAUCAACAUCUAUCAGCAGUAUUUCUCUGAUGUAGAGCCCACGCCUUUAGUGGAAAAGAGCACAGCAAGAACCGUUAACGUGUUUCAAGAUCAAGUAACGUCAACGAGGCCGAUAACGCAUAUUUCUUGGUCCCCAGAUGGACAAACUAAGAUUGCUAAUUCGCACUGCAAUCUCAUUUUUCAAGCCCCCAUCAGCAGCGAUUCAACAUACUCCUUUAUUUGGGAAAUCGAAAAUCCAAACAAACCGUACCACAUUUUCAAACCGGUACAUCCGAUGGUAUGUUUGGAAUAUCAUCCCAAAGAUCCGCAUUCCUUGAUCAGCGGCCAUCUGAACGGACAGGUAAGCGUUUGGGACAUCAGAAAAGGCUUCGAUCCUGUUGGUACCAGCAUUAUGGAGACCAGUUUUCGAGAUCCGGUAUCGAGGGUUUGCUGGAUUUACACCAAAUCGGGUACUGAUUUUUUCAGCGGUUCCACAGAUGGACAGGUCAAAUGGUGGGACGCGCGCAAUCUGACGGAACCGACAGAAACACUGAUCCUACACCAUGCGAAAGACGAGGAUCAAUCAUUGUCGAUGGCAGCGGGUGCGUCCUGCCUGGAAUACGAACCCACGAUACCCACUAGGUUCAUGGUGGGCACAGAAUUGGGUUACGUCAUCUCCGGAAAUCGUAAGGGGAAGACGGCCAUCGAAAAGAUGACGUCUAGGUAUUACGCGCACCUAGGACCCGUCUUGGCUUGCCAAAGGAACCCCAAUUUCAUCAAGAACUUCCUCACGAUCGGAGACUGGACGGCCAGGAUCUGGUCCGAAGACUGCAAGGAGAGCUCCAUCAUGUGGACUUGUUAUCACAAGGCCCUUCUGACGGACGGUGCGUGGAGUCCGACAAGGUUAUCCUCUUUCUUCACCACUAGAAGUGACGGCGUAUUAGACGUUUGGGAUAUUCUCCAGCAGCAAAGAGAGGCUUCUAUGUCUGUUAAAGUUUGCGACGAACCUUUGACACGAAUCAGAACACACGACAGUGGUAAAAUGGUGGCAAUAGGCAAUCAAAAAGGGACCGUCUAUCUGGUGGAAUUUUCUGACAAUCUAGCUUCGAGCAAUAAAAACGAUAAAAUGCUUCUUACGGCGAUGUUCGAACGCGAGGCGAAAAGAGAGAAAAUCCUGGAGGCUAGGAACCGCGAAAUACGCCUCAAAGCGAGGACGAAAAGUUCUGCGCAUGUCAUCGAGGACGAGGCGGAAAAGGCCGAAACGGCUGUAAAGGAAGGCGAGGAAGAGGCCGAGAAGGAUCCCUACUCUGACGAGUACGUCGUCGCGGCCGAAGAGGACUUCUACAAAAUCAUCAACAAGGAGCUUCAGAAGGACAUGCCGAUUCCUGAAGAACCGCCGCAGGAAGAACCUCCCCCACCAGAACCGGAGCCUGAACCGCUUCCACCACCACCGCCCCCGCCAGAAACGAAGAAAAAGGGGAAAGGUAAGAAGAAGGGUAAAAAAGGAAAGUAGUACAGUGUAGAAUCAGCACCAUGUUAACCAUGUUUUUUACGUGUAAAUAUAUAUUUUUUAGUUCUUG